This is a messenger RNA of Wallemia mellicola CBS 633.66, 1128 nucleotides long. RefSeq lists its product as hypothetical. NCBI's taxonomy places the organism in Eukaryota, Fungi, Basidiomycota, Wallemiomycetes, Wallemiales, Wallemiaceae. Bases 1 to 1128 code for a protein of 375 amino acids. The transcript has 3 exons. Gene Ontology annotation, cellular component: membrane. The record is from RefSeq and is a predicted model, not a curated record.
AUGGCGGCAGAUGAGGAAUUAUCUGUUUCUAGCAGCACAACUGCUAGGUCGUUUGAAGAGACUGAGAUAAAGCAGCAGUCCUUUAUAUCACGGAAUGCAGGUCUCCUGAUGAUAGCACUUGCUCAGCUUUUUUUCUCGUCCAUGUCUCUAGCCGUAAAGGUACUAGCAGACGUUGAUCCACCAGUAUCUGCCCUAGAACUUGUUGUAGUACGUAUGGGAUUGACUGGUGUACUCAGUCAGAUGUACAUAUUAGUACAUAAUAUAUUUUCGGAUGACAAAAUACCCAACCCUAUUUUAGGACCACUGGAAGUUAGAGGUCUUUUAUUCGCCAGAGGAUUUGUCGGAUUCGCCUCGAUAACGGCACUCUAUCACAGUUUGAAAUACCUUGAUUUGAGCGAUGUAUCUGCUCUACAAUUCUUAUUACCAACAAUCAGCGGUUUCUCUGGUAUGCUUUUUCUGAAAGAGCCUUACCUCCCAAUAGAGAGAUAUUCCAGCAUCGUCAGUUUAUUAGGUGUUAUAUUGAUUGCUAGGCCACCAUUUAUAUUUGGGCAUGAGGGCGCUCAGAUAAACGUAGACUUAGGCGCUAUCGGGAUCAGAACAUUAGCAGUCUGUGCCGUCAUAGUCAGUGUAUUCGGCGCUAGUCUGGCUUAUGUUACUACUCGCGCUAUUGGUAAACGAGCACAUCCAAUGCACGUAAUAUUGGCCUUUUCUUGGUGUUCGGUAAUAUUCGGUACACUCAUGAUGAAAAUACAGGGUGAGCAGUUCGUUUUACCGAAAUCAUCAAAAUGGACUGCAUUGUUGAUCGCUGUCGGAACAUUUGGUUUCCUCGGCCAAAUCCUUUUAACAUUGGGUUUGCGGAGAGAGAAAGUCGGUAGAGCUUCCCUUGGGAUGUACUUACAGAUAGUUUUCGCCCUCAUUUUUGAGAAAGUUUUCUUCAAUACAACACCAGAAAUGCUGUCAGUCGUUGGGGCCUCACUUAUCAUCGCGACAAGCACGAUUGUCGCCAUGAACAAGAACAAAAACAAGACAGAGGAGAAAGAAAACGACGAGCGUGAAACUCUCUUACGCGACGAAAGACAACGGUUUGCAAGCGUCGAUUAUGGAACUUUAGAACAGCGGAGGACAUAA